AUGGUCAUGGCUCCAAUGUUACGUAUUCCCCUACCGGGAGCGCGUUGCUUGGGCCAUCUGUAUAGGACUCCUGCCCGUCCUAUCAAGCAUAAUGUUGACAAUUCAAGCCUGCAGUCCAAGCUGAGCCAGGCUCGACCAUAUUCAGCUACGCUGUCCAAGCCCCAACGGGAACUCUUGGACAGGACACGUAACAUUGGGAUCAUCGCUCAUAUCGAUGCAGGCAAAACCACAACGACGGAGCGCAUGCUAUUCUAUAGCGGGUUCACUCGACGCAUUGGAGACGUCGAUGAGGGAUCUACCGUAACGGACUUCCUCCCUGCUGAGCGAGCUCGUGGGAUCACCAUUCAAUCGGCGGCGAUCACGUUUCAUUGGCCGCCUGAGGGGACUGAAGUGCACCAGAAUCCCCAAGGCUCAUCUCUACCGCGAUCUGCUAAUUCUCAUACAAUCAAUCUCAUUGACACGCCCGGGCAUGCAGACUUCACAUUCGAGGUCAUGCGGUCCCUUCGUAUCCUGGAUGGUGCCGUUUGUAUCUUGGAUGGAGUCGCUGGUGUCGAAGCACAGACCGAGAAAGUCUGGCACCAAGCCAGCACGUAUCAAAUUCCUCGUGUCAUUUACGUGAAUAAACUAGAUCGUGAUGGGGCUGCAUUUGGCCGGACUGUUCGCGAAGUCAGCUCUCGACUAGCCGUUUAUCCAGCUGUUUGCCAAAUCCCUUGGUUUCAAGGCGGCGACGGGCCCUUCAUGCUGUCAACCUUCAGGGCCUUCGAUGGAAGGGAAGGGGACGAUGGCCGUGCAGUGAAGAUGAUGAACUUGGAGCAGCUACAAUCUGAGGAACCGGCCCUCGCAGAAGAAGUGCGUCGAGCGCGCAUCGCUCUGGUUGAAUUACUGAGUGAGCAGGACGAGUCUAUUGUGGAGAGAUUCUUCGAAUGUGACGAAGACCACCUGGCUGUUUCUCCAGCAGACAUCGUCGACAGUCUUCGACGAUGUGUUCUUAAUCCGUCCACCAGAAUCGUUCCUGUCUUUGCUGGGGCUAGUUUUCGGAAUAUGGGUGUCCAACCCCUGCUCGAUGCUGUGGUUAACCUUCUACCAAGUCCCCCUGAGGCGCCAGAUCCUGAGGUUAGUAUUGGGGGAGUCAAAGGUGGUCUCCGUGGAUUGCUCUCCGGAGACCUUAUAGUCGAACAAAGUGAGAAGGUUUCCUCACCUGCCAAGGGCAAGAAAAAGAGGAAGUCCGCUUCUCUGUCUGACCCGAAGGAAGCCAUCGCCAAGCUGCAAAGUUGCGCACUGGCAUUCAAAGUGGUCAACGAUGCCAAGCGUGGUGUCUUGGUAUACGUGCGCGUCUACUCUGGCUCGCUUGACCGCAAUAGCCUGCUUUUCAAUACAAACCUACACUUGUCAGAGCGCGCCCCCCGCCUGUUGAAGAUGUAUGCCAAUGAUGCGGUGGAAGUUGACUCGAUUCCUGCAGGCCACAUCGGUGUAGUAGUGGGUCUGAAACAUGCUCGUACUGGCGAUACCCUCGUGUCUUACGCAGGAAACAAAGCAACUCCUCCAGAGCCUCUCACCAGUCUACAGCUGCGCCCGAUCGAUGUUCCUCCUCCCGUCUUCUUCACAAGCGUCGAGCCGGAUAGCCUGAGUGAAGAAAAGCGAAUGCAAGAAUCUCUUUCUUUCCUUUUACGAGAGGACCCUAGCUUGCAUGUAAGCGUGGACGAGGAAUCCGGCCAAACUCUUCUGAGCGGCAUGGGAGAGCUUCAUCUUGAAAUCGCACGUGAUCGCCUCAUCAAUGACUUGAAAGCGAAGGCCUCUAUGGGUCGCAUCGAGAUCGGCUAUAGAGAAUCUGGACUUGGUGCAUCCAACGCAAUCACCAAAAUCUUCGAUAAUGAAAUUGCAGGACGGCGAGGCAAAGCCGGUUGUACCGCAUCAGUCGAGCCUGCAGAUGGCAAAGAUGUUACGGAUCUAGCGGAUGAACACACCAUCUUAGCAGAAACCAUCGACGGCAACCAGAUCAUCAUCCGUGCGCCAGGAUUGCAAGUCGAAAGCGCCGCCCAGGACGACGAAUCAGGCCACAUAUUACCACCCAACAUGGAUGUAACAACAUUCCGCACUGCUUUGCAAAAUGGUGCUUUAGCGGCACUCGCUCGUGGUCCUCAGUUCACGUUCCCUAUGCAUAACACCCGCGUCAGACUUACUCUGAAUCCAGCAGAACAUCUCUUCGGCGGUGAUACUACCCCAUCUGCUCUGUCUUCGGCUGCUCGCCAAGCUACAGCUGCGGCACUCCAAGACCUUCUCUCUGGCCCUGGAACAGCGAUGAUGGAGCCCGUCAUGAAUGUGAUUAUCAGCGUUGACGAGGCGAGCUUGGGUUCUGUUGUUCAUGAUAUCUCUUCGUCUCGCGGUGGUCAUAUCCUUUCGUUGGAUGAGGAGAUCCCCAUUUCUGCGACAGAUGCGGUAGGCUCCGAUUUAGUGGAAGAACCUUUGCCUCCCAUUGACCCUAAGCGGGUAUAUGCUCCUCCGGACCCAUUUGAGUCGGCCUCUGUCGGAGCUGAUAUACCUGCAUCCGCUUCAACUCCCCGCACCAUCACUGCUAAGGUCCCUCUCAAGGAGAUGGUUGGGUAUCUGAAGCAUCUGCGCAGCUUGACUGCCGGCCGCGGAACUUUCGUCAUGAGUGUCGAUCGAUUCGAGAACAUGUCUGCGCCGAGACAGAAGGCAGUUCUGUCUGAGCUGCGCGGUGGAUUUUAG
This is a messenger RNA of Penicillium chermesinum, 2727 nucleotides long. RefSeq names its product mitochondrial elongation factor MEF2. Gene Ontology annotation, biological process: ribosome disassembly; mitochondrial translation. The record is from RefSeq and is a predicted model, not a curated record. The coding region runs from base 1 to 2727 and encodes 908 amino acids. Gene Ontology annotation, cellular component: mitochondrion. The transcript is spliced from 2 exons. Gene Ontology annotation, molecular function: GTPase activity; GTP binding. NCBI's taxonomy places the organism in Eukaryota, Fungi, Ascomycota, Eurotiomycetes, Eurotiales, Aspergillaceae.